Messenger RNA from Frieseomelitta varia, 3973 nucleotides. Its product is annotated as proline-rich extensin-like protein EPR1. The transcript is spliced from 2 exons. The record is from RefSeq and is a predicted model, not a curated record. Lineage: Eukaryota; Metazoa; Arthropoda; Insecta; Hymenoptera; Apidae. Bases 254 to 3379 code for a protein of 1041 amino acids.
GUCGCGGGUCCCCUCCGUCAAAGAGGUUGACUACCGGUUGAAGAGUGUCAGGAUGGUGUGCACGUCGCGACACUAUAGAAUCGCGUUCGAUUGAAACCGAGGAAAACGUCGCGCGCGCGCCUUGGCUCCUCCUUUUCUUGUUUCGGCGCGUCGAAAAGGAAGAAAAGGAACCAAGCAGAAAAAGAAAGAAACAGAGAGUAAUUCGUCGUUCAAUUUGUGUACAGUGCUGGCAGCAAUUCGCGCGGAUGCAACCAUGCUACGAGGCAAGAUGACAAUCACGCUGCUCUGCGUCCUGUUGAUCGGACAUCAAGUUCACGCAGUGGUUAACAAAGCGCAAUCGCAAUCGCUGGCCAACAAGGAGAAAGAGAAUCCGAACGAAAUUAAGGCUGACGAAAGAAUAAGUAAUUACGGUCCACCUUCCGAUGAUUACGGGCCACCAAUUGGAUCAAAUAUUAAAGGACCAGUGCCGGUUUACGGUCCACCAGAGUUAACAGGUGAUCAAGGACCAACACCCAUAUACCCGCCGCCACCACCAGAUCUUCCACCACCCAUCUACGGUCCACCAUUAGCUUCAUACGGGCCACCACGGAAUAUUAAACCGCUUCACGGUCCACCAAAACAAAGUUUCGGCCCUCCUCUGUCUCCUUUGUCAUCGAAGCUAAACUUCGGCUCGUUGAAACUUCACUAUGGACCACCAAAGCAAUACCAUGGACCGCCAUAUUCGUUCGGUUCGUUCAGACUGCCGAAACCUCAGUACGGUCCACCAUUGAAAUUCACAUCCAAUCAAUACAUAGCGGUAGGAUCCUCCGGUCUUGGACCAACAAACCCGGCGCACGGACCUGCUAUCCCAGUGCCUUUCGAUACCUACGGUGUGCCUCCGCAAAAACUGGCUGUUCAGUUUAGUUCGCAAUCGAGCGGCAACUACGGACCACCUCCACCGCCAUCGCUUGGAGUGGUACCUGAAUCACAAUAUGGACCACCUGAUCUGUACAGACCGCCAGUUCCUCCGCCAGGCGUGCCAGCACCACCUACUCCACCCGACAUAAAGUACGAUGGUUGGCAACCAAUUGCUGGAUUGGGCAAUCAACAGCCUACGAAUAUUUACGGACCUCCAUCCGAGGAGCAGAGGAUUAUAGACGGUUCAUCCUUGGAUUUACAGCGUCCGCAGUCUACGAACAACGUCGUUGAGAAUCCGAACGUGCCGAGCGAUUCGUACGGCGUACCGAUUCACAGUCCCGAGGCACAGGACUUGAAGACCUCGGUGAGAUCUGGUUCUAACGACAAUAAAGGAUUGCCGCCACCCCCGUUGCCGGAAUACGAACCGUUUCACAACGAAAGCCCGCCAAAGAAGGAACCCCAGAAUGAUAUCCAAGGUGGGAUUAAUUUACAGUACGAAGUGCCAAAGGUAGAACCACUUUCAGUCGUGAAAACAGUUGGAUUCGAGUUACUGCCUACGAAUCCGUCUCUAACCUCGGACCUUACCGCUGGAUUGCCGACGUUGAAAUUACCCCUGCUUGAUGCCGGUGUCAAUUCGAAUUUUGGUAGCUCUCACGCGUUUCAAAAUCUAGGAAACGAUCUGUCGCUGUCGUUAAACGGACCUUCCAAUAGCUACGGCCCACCGCCGUUAUCAGGCGUUUCGUUUGGAAAGUUGAAUCCCAUUGAGUCGGGUAUUCCUUUGCCACCACCUCCCGCGCUCGAUUCCUAUGGUGCACCUCCUUCAUCAUCAUACUCAUCAAAUGGUCCUUAUCCAGCUGCCGAGGCAGGUCGAGCAUCCUCGUUUUCCUCCGUCGGACUACACGGCAACGUACUUUUCAAGCAAACUCUGCAACACUAUCAUCCCCCUGGAUCCUUCAGACAUCCACUUGCACCUCCAGGUACCCUGAUUCCGCCAAGGAAUCGCGAGCCGAUCAAAUUCAAAGAAUCCAUUCCCAGCGGACUUUUGACUAACCUUAAUCGCUACUUGCCACCGCCGAGACACGCGGAGCUAGCCGCUAAAGCGCCAAAAACUUACCUCUCGCCAUUUUCGUUCGAGCAACAGUUACCCAUCCAUAACGCUCCAGUCGCUUUCAAGAAAUUGCCUAGCGUCAGCUUGAACUCACCAAUGGCGGCACCGAACGCUCACUAUGGAACGCCAUUGUCAUUCGGUGAUUUUAACACACCAGCGCCGGUGUUGACGUACGGGGCGCCUAACUUUGGUCCCGCUUCUUCCUUCGUCUCCAGCUCCGCCGGCUUUGGCAGCAAUUUAUACGACGGCAUCAGCAACGCUGUUACCACCACGUACGGCACUCCGGUUGUGAAUUUCCCGUUGUCGACAGGUGGUGGACACGAUUGCGGCCUCCAGCAAACGGCACCUGGCACGCGGUACAGCUUCGAAGAUCUCGGAAGUCACUCGUUGAACGUCGGCCCGAGUUUCGGCGCGGCACUCCCCGCCGGACUGAAUCAGAAUUCGCUUUUCAAAGUCGACUCGUUGUCGAACGUGUUGAGCGGGCUGGAUAACACGCAGUCGGUCGGCCAGCUGAGCCUGCAGAACUUCGAUCAGCCUAAAACGAAUCUGAAGGACAGCUACGGCAGUUCGAUAGGCGUGAGUUACGCCGCUCCUGAGAGCUCCGACAACGUCGUGUCCAGUGAUCACAGUCAAUCGACCGAUGUGGCGAACGUGCUCUCGGCACCACCGGCCGUACAAUCUCAGGACUCGUUCUCCUCGAACGUUCAAUUCCAACGAGAGAACAACGGGAUCAGAGCCGAAGCUUUGACCGCGGGCCUGGACCUAAGUCAAGCGAAGAACCUAGCCGCGAACGAGGUGGAUGCUAGUCAAUUUCUGACCACUCACGAGGGCAGCGAAGCUCUGUCCUUGGUGAAGGGAUUGAACGGGGACGGUUUCGAGGUUCAGGGCUCCAAGGGGACGUACACGUUGCAAAUCCAAGCUGCCGACGGAGGAUUAGGGACGGAGAAUUCGGAUGGCAGCAUCAGACACGAUCAGGUGCUGUCUAACGGUCUCUUGCAAGAUAUACUCGCGGCCAUCGAACAGCCUGAACAGGGGCAGAUACAAGUUCACGGCCAGCCGGAGGAACAACAGUUGCAACACGUGUAUAGUAAUUUACCACAGGCUGGCGAUACGGAAGUCCCUAAAGGACAUUACAUCACUGUGGAACAGAAUGAUCGGAGGAAAGAUUCCAACGCGUUGCUCGGACAACCUGGUGACAACACCGAGGCUGAAUCGAACAGAGAAAUAUCCACGAAGAAGGAAGGUGUCGCUCUCUUCUUCAACAGUCAGUACGGUGACUCGAGGAAGGAGAUAAGAUCGGUGACGAAAAACGAGAACGUGGCGGCUGUUCGUUCGGACGAUGGGAAGAAUGCUAGCGAGACAAAGUCCUCUUAAAUCGUCUCGUUCGUUUCGAAAAUACUUUCGUCGAUAGAUUUGCUGGUGAUGUAUGAUAAUUUAUACAACGAACGAGCUUUCGUUUUUUUUCUUUUUUUUUUUUUUUGCAUUAUCAAGUUAAGGUUCACCAAGUGCCGCCACGAUACUACGAGAUGAUUAAGAUGGAAACAUUAAAAUUGUUUCGCGUAGAGGUUAUUGAUUAAAGUCAUUAAGCUAAAGACUAUAUUUAAUUACGAAAUAUUUAAAUUUUAUAUGAUAUAUGGAUGUUAUAGUUACAAACGUUGACGUUCGAUUGUCUGCGUCGGAUUGAUAGAUUCACAGUCUACUAAGUGAACUUGAAUUAUUCUUCGGGUCAUGAUGGUUGUUGUACUGAUCGUCAAUGACAUCUUUACAUUUCAUUUCAGAGUAUGUCAGAAUCGUGAGCAAGUCACGGUUUGCAUAACAUUUUCGUUUCCCUCUUCGCCGAGAAACGCAAAAUAAUGUUCGUUUUUCGACAAAUACGAAGGUGAUGCAAUAAUUAUUCGUAACGUAAUUGUAAAAUUUAUUAGAUAAACUUAUUAGAAACUUAGAUAAAUUUAUUAAAUAAAAAUAGAG